This is a messenger RNA of Lathyrus oleraceus (garden pea), 369 nucleotides long. RefSeq lists its product as uncharacterized. NCBI's taxonomy places the organism in Eukaryota, Viridiplantae, Streptophyta, Magnoliopsida, Fabales, Fabaceae. The transcript has a single exon. The coding region runs from base 1 to 369 and encodes 122 amino acids. The record is from RefSeq and is a predicted model, not a curated record.
AUGUAUCUUACUCAAUUUUUGAUUAAGACAAAAGUGUACUUCAACGGAGCUUCACCUCCCGUAAAGUUUCGACUUCCGGAUGGCACAACAUCUCUCGUCGGUCUAACGUCCAAGUUGAAUGAAUUGUUGGCCGAUACUGAAAACAGAAAAGUGAGAAAGAUCGAGUUUUGUGAAGAUUGGAUUGAUAUUGACGGGAGGGUGAAAUGCAACCUUAUUGAGUUGAAGACGAAUGAAGAUAUGAAGGAUAUGUGGAGAUCAUUUCGAUGUAGGAUAACAAAGGGAUCGAUCGAGUUAGAUGCUAAGAUUUCAAGGUUUGUCGACGACAUAAUGAAGAUGAUGAAACGUCUAGAAUCAUUUGGUAGUGCCUAG